Colletotrichum tamarilloi is the source of this 1359-nucleotide messenger RNA. RefSeq lists its product as uncharacterized. The coding region runs from base 1 to 1359 and encodes 452 amino acids. The record is from RefSeq and is a predicted model, not a curated record. Gene Ontology annotation, molecular function: zinc ion binding; nucleic acid binding. Lineage: Eukaryota; Fungi; Ascomycota; Sordariomycetes; Glomerellales; Glomerellaceae. The transcript has a single exon.
AUGGAUCGCGAGCCAGAUUCGACGUCCAUCACCGUUGCGAGGGAGGUUAUGGCAGCGAGCGACGAGGAUCUGCCAUCACGAAGGGUGCGAAAACCAUCUGCGAAAGUCCGACUGAACCAGACUCCCCAAGAGAUAAUCGACAAUGCGACCGACGGAGCGACGGAGACUGCUGAGGGUAGCCGGCGGACGGCGACCACGCGAGCCGCAACCCUGGCCAAGGAACGCGCGAAACCUAUAGAGGAUGACGACAAGGGACUGCUCCUGACGAUGGGCAAGCAGAUCAAAGAGCUAAACGCAGCGAUCAAGAUCAUGUUCGAUGCGUGGAAGAAGUCGGAAGCAUGGAACAAGAAAGUUGAGGCGGAGCUUCGCGUGGUCACUUCGGAGCUGCAAACAGUUAAGAGCGAGCUACAAGCCGUCAAAGGAGAGCUACAAGCGAUGAAAGAACGCGUGGAGGACGAAAGCGCUAAGACGAACGAAAGCCUCGAAGCAAUCGCGGCAGUGGCUGCGACGCGGAACAGCCCAAGCGCGUCCUACGCGGACGUCGCGCGAAGCGGCUUAGGCGGGCAAGGUCGCGACUCGCGGGUAGCUACGCCGGGCAACGCGACGCCGCCGAGCCGCAGCGACCCCUUAUUCUGUACGAUCGACACAUCAAGAGUUGAUGAAAUGAGCGAUAAGCCCAACGCAGGUCGGAUCCGGGCUGCGGUGGAGAAGGAAAUGCGCGCUAUGGACGGACAGAGUAGCUGGCGCUGUCGGGCCAUCACAGUGGACCCAAGGAAUGCGGACAGGAUUCGGAUCAUUUGUCGCGACGAUGCUGAACAUAGGCUUGUCAAGCAGAUCGCGGAGAAGAGCUUCGGUCCCGGCACACGAGUUCUACAAGACGAACUCUACCCCGUGAAGAUCGAUAACGUGAAGAGAACCGAGGUGCUGGACGAGAAGGGUAAUGUCAGGGCUGAAGCGGCAGAGGCACUUAGCCGAGAAAACGAAACCACCGUUGCCAAGAUAUCUUGGCUGAGCAAGAAAGGCAUGCCCAAGGCAUAUGGGUCCAUGGUCGUGUUCGUGACCAAGGCCAGUGAUGCGCGUAGACUGAUCUCCGAGGGCUUCUUCCACGUCGGAGGAGAGUCCGGCACGACGAUGGCGUUUGAGCGGCGGCCACGUCCUCAACAGUGCUACAACUGCCAGCAGAUCACCAGGCACAAGGCGUAUCAGUGCGCAAACCCCCAGGUGUGUGGACGAUGUGCCAAGGUCGGCCACCACCACAGUGAAUGCAGUGAGACGAUCGUGACAUGCGUGCCUUGUGGCGAACCGCACGAGUCGUUCAGCAAGAACUGUCCGAAGCUGUAUCCGCGCUCCCAUGAGUAG